CAGCGUGGCGUGACGCAUUCGGAAGACCAGUGCGACUCUGUGGAAUAUUCCAAAGUGAACUCAGCCAUGCGUGUGCUGAUGUUUAGUCAAGUGGAGGUGGAUCAAAUUUGGCUGCUUCUGGCUGCUUUCCUCCAUCUUGGUAAUCUCGCUUUCAAAGAAUCACUGGAGAAUGGUAUGGACACUAGCCAUAUCGAUGCGAAUUGUACACAGCAUAUCCACUACGCUUCACUGUUGCUGGAGGUUCCCACGGAGCAGUUAAAGUCCGCAUUGACAACCAAACGCAUUAUUGUUGGUGAAGAGUGCGUCUCAGCUCCACUGUCUGCGCAGAUCGCGUGUACAUUGCGAGAUGCGUUGGUAAAAACAGUUUACAGUCAACUGUUUGUCUGGAUCCUGCGCAAGAUUAAUUCAGCCAUUUACAAGCCUCCAGCAAGCCAGACGCAAUCUGCGAAAAACGCCGCACAUGGAUCUCCUAAACGUCCACAUUCUCCCUUCAGUGAAUCUGCGAUCCCAACGGUGAAUAGCACUCGUCUAAGCACUUGGAAUGAGUGGACAUUUCCCAGCUCAAACAACACUCGUCCGAACCAUCUCGAAGUUGGGUUGCCGGUUAGACGCAGCUCAGUUGGUGUCCUUGACAUUUUCGGAUUUGAGAAGUUCGACAGAAACAGUUUCGAGCAACUAUGUAUCAACUUUGCAAACGAGAACCUGCAGCAGUUUUUCGUUCAACACAUCUUCAAGCAAGAGCAAGAAGAGUACCUAUCAGAAGGAAUAAACUGGAACCACAUCGAUUAUGUUGACAACCAGAACACCUUGGAUUUGAUUUCACUUCGUCCCAUGAACAUCCUGGCGCUAAUCGACGAAGAGAGUCAAUUUCCUCAGGGCACUGAUAACAGUUUGUUAGACAAAUUGAUUGUACAUCACGAGAAGCACCCACAGUUUGUGCGCCCUUGCUCCAAUGCAGAAAAGAGAUUCGGAAUCCAGCAUUUUGCGGGUGUUGUAUAUUACGAUGUGGACGGCAUCUUGGAUAAAAGUAGAGACAACUUCAGUUCCCAUUUGGCCCUGUUGAUCAAAGUGUCCACUAACAACUUCCUUAAGGAGUUGUUUCAAGAUUCACUCACAACAGUAAGUAAACCGGCAUUCCCGGUUAGUUAA
Messenger RNA from Dicrocoelium dendriticum, 1149 nucleotides. The record is from the annotation of a GenBank genome assembly. Lineage: Eukaryota; Metazoa; Platyhelminthes; Trematoda; Plagiorchiida; Dicrocoeliidae.